AAGAAAUAUAAAUAUCUACAAUUGCAGCGUUAUUUCUUCUUUUUUCUAGUUUCUUAUUUAUUUUUGACUGAAACAAAAAAAUCAAAACAGAAAAAUUAAAUUUAUAUUAUUUUUAAUAUGUCUUCAUCACCUGUUCCAACUAUUUCCAUUACAUCCCCAGAUUUAAAAAAUAAGGAUUACGAUAGCAUAAUGUCAAGCAGCAGUACAUUAACUACUACACCUGAUUCUCCUACUGUGUUUGAUGUUGUCAAAGAUAUUGAAAGUAAUCUUGUCAUAGACUCACAAGAGAGUUUUAUUAUUGAUAAUGAAGAAGAGGAUUGUCAAAUCGCUGCUCCUAAUCCACAAAAAACAAUUCAAACAUUUUAUGAUCAGAAAUGUAUUCUGAUUACAGGUGCUACCGGAUUCAUUGGUAAAGCUGUAUUGUGGAAAUUAAUUCAGUCCCUGACAGAUUCUGUUGAUAAAAUAUUUCUUUUGUUAAGGUGUAAAAGACAACAAAAUACACCAUAUGAUCGUUUACAAGAAGAUAUAUUAUCCAAUAAGGCUUUUGUUAGUCUGCGUAGAUCAAUGGGAUUUACUAGAUUUGAUCGUUUUAUUGAAGGGAAAGUAUAUCCCAUAUUCGGUGAUUUAGCCGAAACCCAAUUGGGGUUGUCUGACCCUGAUUUUCAUAUAAUUUCAAGUCAAACUAAUAUUAUUUUUCAUUGUGCUGGAAGUAACACACUUAACUUACAAAAUCUUGUCAAAAUCAAUUCUUUUGGAACAUUACAGCUUUUAGAUUUAGCAAAGAAAUGUCUAUCUCUAUCUGCAUUUGUCUCUUUAUCACAUUUAUUCCAACAUGAUGAACAAAAAAUUGAAGAAAAUUCUUUAUAUCCUUUAUGUAAUAGUGGACAGAAAUUAACGGCUAAAGAGAUAUUAAAUCAAAUUUUAUCAACUAAUGAAGAUGAUGAAAACAAUUUCCAUACGUUAAUACCAUCAUUUUAUAAUAACGAUUAUUUUUUCUCAAAAGCAUUGGCUGAGCAUAUUUUGGUUGAAGAAGUUUCAAGAUCCUUAAAGGAAGAGGAUUCAUUAUUUCCUAUUGCUAUGUUAAGGCUAAGCCCUGUAGGCCCAAGUGUACAUGAACCAUUAAUAGGUUGGGCGGACGGUGUGAAUGGCAUGAAUGGUGCAAUUUUACUAACUGGUAAAGGACAAGCUAAAAAUAUUAUUCAGCCACAUGUCGGAAGUACUUUCAUUGAUGUUGUACCUGUUGAUUAUGUUGCUCGUUUGAUAAUUGGCUGUGCCGCUACAUUCGACUCAACUAUAAUAAAGGAAAAAAAAUUCGAAAUACCCAAGGAGGUUCAUAUGACAACCAUUAGCAAAACAUCGUCAUUGAGUUUGGAAGAACAAAAUACAAAUCGAUUACCAUCUUUACCUUCAGAACAUAAAAGUAUGUUUCAUAAGAGAACAUCAAGUAAUAGUAGUCAAAGGAUGUCAUCUAUUCGAAAUAGUAAUAUAUUCUGUUAUCGUCCAUCUUCAAUACCCUCCUCUUAUUUAUCAUUUUCAGAGACACUACCAAAAAUUUAUCAUAUAUCAACUACAAAUUUGCGCCCAAUUACAUGGCGUAUGGGAUAUGAAGCCAUGCGUCAAUACUGGAAUACAUCAACUUUUGCAAACUUACCCACUUCAACUAUCUAUUUUAACAAUAAUCAUUCUGCCAAUGGAACUACACCACCUGCAUCUUCUCGACUUUCGCGUGCACGUACAGUAAUGAACUCAUUGCGUGACUAUUAUAUGAGCCAAAAUACUUCACAAUUUAAUGACACCAUCAAUCCCUCUCAGCGGUCAUCAUUUAUAAAUGAAGAUCGUAGUUCUUUUAUAAGUAGUAGUAGUAGUAGUAGUAUUAGUAGUAGUGGUGGUAAUAAUAGUAAUAGUGUUAGUAGUAGCAGCAGCUAUAAACGUAUUUCCCAGCAACGGUCAAGUCGUGCCUUAGAGAUGGCAGUGAAAACUGCCUAUGUGAUGAGAGAUAGCAUUAUCUGUUCUCGACAUUCAAUUCCUAUUGUUAUUUCUUUAAACACAAUGAAAUUAAUUGAUGCUAUUCGCAAUAUGCAUGAUGAUGCUUUUGACCCUAGUACUAUCUUACCUGAAGAUACUAAUAGUAAAUUCUGGGUCAAUUAUUUUAUGAAUGCAAGUUAUGGUAUACAUCAUUACGUGUGUCAAGAUCCUAAUACAUCAUUGAUUCGACUUCCGACCCCAAUUGAUGGCUGGAGUUGUAGUAUUGAGCGACCUAUUGAGGGCUUGGACGAAGAUGAUAGUGACUAUUACGAACACGUUCUGACUCGGCAAGUUAAGAGCGUUCUUUUUUCAAAGGACCAAGUCAAACAACGCACAACACGUAUGAUAUCUCAUAUUAAAUCUAUAUUAACAAUGCAAGCUAAUAAUAAGGAAAAGGAUGAUGCUUGGCUGACAGAUCUUGAUGAUGCUUUAGAUGAUUGGUGUCAAGAUACAUCGAAUAGCAUUGAAAGACGUAGUAUGGUUGCACUUGGUAAAUGGCGUCGUAGCAAAGGUAGUAAUGACGAAUCUGUAAAAAUUAUUGUUUUAAACGAUAAGCGUGUCAAUCAAGCCAUUACUCAAAUCACACGAAAUGCAGGUGUCGCAAAGCAAACGGCUGUGAAUGAGGCUAUGAAAAUUUUGAUGAGGAUGAGUGAGCGUACGCAACUGUCAUUUGUUUGGUUUACAGGAACUCUUUUAAAUCAAUUAUUUACGGAUCUCUUUGAACAUGUUCGUAUCUCAGAUGAAAGUCUUCGCAUCAUUCGACAAGCCACAAUAGGUAAACGUGUUGUUUAUGUUCCUGUUGCAAAAUCCAUUUUAGAUUUAUUAUUGGUCUGGUAUAUUGCAAUUCGGUAUCGCCUACCUGUUCCUGCACUUGUUUGUGAUGAGUCUGUUAUGACGCAACAACAACUAGGUUCCUUAUCUGAUCUCUAUCGCUUAGCAGGAGGCUACUAUGUAAAACGCGAUAAAACGAAACGAUCUCCACUCAAUUCGGCUGUUACAGCAGCUUAUACACAGGUUCUAUUAAGGGAGCAUGGUGCACUUUCCUUUUGUCUUGAGAGAUCGAGAUCAAGGACAGGUAAAUUUCAAGAGCCUUAUCCUGAUGGAUUUGUUGAAAUGAUUAUUGAGUCCACUUUACAGACGAACCAGUCUCGAUGUUCAUCUUCAUCAUCCACAUCUCGUCUAACAGCACAAUCUUCAGAUCUUUCUGAUAAUAAUAGUAUGACGGAUGAACCACCUACUAAUCGAUCUCAGCAAUCUAAUAAAAAGGUGUAUAAUAAGGAUGUUGUGUUUAUACCUAUCAAUAUCACAUAUGAACAUGUACCCGAGUUAUCUUGUCUGAUAGAUGAAGUCUUGGAUCAACAGCAGCCUAUAAACCGACAGAGACCCCCUAUGACUUCCAGUAAUUCUUCACCGUCUUUAAUGACAGGUCGUCGUUUGCCGAUGAUGCGACCCAGCGAGACUAUGGAUCGACGUAAAACUUUACUUGAAAAUGACACAUUUACAACGAAAAAAGGAGGACGUGUCACACUUGGUGUUGGAUCUCUCAUUAGUGUGCAAGAAGUAGCAGAUGAAUUUUAUCAAAAAGAUGUAACAAAUAGCGGUGGUAGUGUACGUGAUAGUGAAGAAACGAUAUAUGAUGAAGUAGAUAUGUUAAUGACAGAGGUUACCCGCCGUAUUCAUGUUUCACAAUGUAAAGCUUUAGUCGUAUCUCCUAUAUCAAUUAUCGCUUCCAUUAUAUUAUAUGGACGUGCAACACAUGGUGUAUGUGUAGGCAAAAUAAAGGAAUUGAUGGUAUGGAUGAGACAUGAAAUGAUUCAGCAUGGAUAUGCUAUUGAUUGGCAAGAGGGAGAAGAUUUAGACUCAUUGAUUUUAACAUCGUUUAAAUUAUUGGAUGAGCCAAAAAACUUAAUCUUGGAUGGCAGAGAAUUCAAUGAUGAUACAAAUAUUCGUGUCAAUGAUCAUGCAGACAAUGUGAUGACCCUUUCUUAUUAUGCAAAUCAAAUUAUCGAUAUUUUUCUUUUGGAUUCCUUUUUUGCAAUUGUUUAUUUGUCAUUCUUAGAAGAGUCUGUUUUAGAAGAUGAAUUUAUGGAUCGAUUCCGUUUCUUGUUACAAUUACUGGAAAAGGAAUUUGUCUUACAUUGGGAUUUAGACGAGAAAUUCAAGCAUGUAAUCCAUACUUAUGUCUCAAAGCAUAUCAUUCGUAUUCAUGAAAAUCGACUACAACUUUUAGUCAAUUUGGAAAAUGAUCCUAUACGUUAUGAACAAAUGAUGUUCUUGGCUUCUCUUGUCUAUCCAACAGUAGAUGCCUAUUGGAUUACAUCGUGUUCAUUAUCAGCAUUAGAGGCCGUUCCCAUGCUACCACGCUGUAUUAUUCCUCUCUUAUCACAAUGGAUCGCAACUCAUCUUAUCACUGGUCGAAGAACGAUUUAUCGUGAAGUAUUGUCAACAGAAUCGAGCAAGACAGCCGUCAAUGUCUUUAUGUCGAUGGGUUUCUUGACCGAAAUCAAAUUAAAGGAAAAGCUAUCUCCAGAUGCACAAAUUUUAUUGCAUGAAUUAGGAAUACCUACUUCUGAAAUUUUGAUUGAGCUUGCAGGACAAAAUAGUGAUGGUGGUAAGACGCCUGUGUCACCUAUUGAUCCUGAAGGCAUGAUGAAAGCGAUGAUGGCACAAAUAGAAAUGAAUCGAGCUAAUUCAAAUAUGGCAGAUCUUUGUCAACAAAUUGAUUCUUAUCGUCUAGGUGCAGCCUCACAACGUGAAAGCUUUCAAAAUGCUCAAGUCUUUCAAAAAUGUUUAAUGCAAAUUAAAGGAAUCAUUCUAAAAAAUAAUAGUUUUACAAAAAGGAGACAGGUUAUUUUAGAAGCUGAUGAAGAACAUUUGACUCAGUUGGUGUAUUCAUUAUUGAUUAGUAGUGUUCCAGUAGGAGACCGAGCAGCACAAGCACGUGCUUUAAGACGUAUAUCUGAAGCAUAUAAUUUAAUGAAAUGAAAAAAAAAAUGUAUAUAUUUAUACCUUACUACUUUAUGUAAAGAUUUUUUUUUUAAUAAAUUAAUAUUAUCAUGUAAU
This is a messenger RNA of Cokeromyces recurvatus, 5088 nucleotides long. Its product is annotated as male sterility protein-domain-containing protein. Gene Ontology annotation, cellular component: mitochondrial membrane. The coding region runs from base 118 to 5010 and encodes 1630 amino acids. The transcript is spliced from 7 exons. The record is from RefSeq and is a predicted model, not a curated record. NCBI's taxonomy places the organism in Eukaryota, Fungi, Mucoromycota, Mucoromycetes, Mucorales, Mucoraceae.